Messenger RNA from Thecamonas trahens ATCC 50062, 1071 nucleotides. RefSeq lists its product as uncharacterized. The transcript has 2 exons. Bases 1 to 1071 code for a protein of 356 amino acids. The record is from RefSeq and is a predicted model, not a curated record. NCBI's taxonomy places the organism in Eukaryota, Apusomonadida, Apusomonadidae.
AUGGCAGUGGUGGCGGUGGUGGCGGUGACGGCCGACUCGGCCGAGGCCAGAACCAUUCCGCUGGCUCAUCGGAGCGAUAGUGGCGGCAACGGCAGGCAGAUGAGCUACAACGUGAUGGUGCGGAGACAUGGCGAGGUGCUGCGCGAGGUGCGGGAUCCGACUCGACGGGUGUCCAUGGUUGACGACCAUGGCGUGGCCCACCUGUGCUCGUUGCCGGGUGCCUCCCGUAGCGAUGGGGGACAGCAUGACGUGGUCAGUGGCGACGGAGGUAUUGGCGAUGCCGGGCCGGUCAUGAUGGCGGACGUCGUCAGCUUGGAUUCUGGUCAAGGCUCGUGGAGCGGGAUGCUGCCUGCGGCGCUGGUUGCGCCGGCCUACGACGUGGCGGACAUUGCAGUUGUCGCCGACGCGCUUGACGCCCAUCCCGCCGCUGCUGCUGCCGAGUGGGUUCUGCGUGUCGACAGUGGUGGCGCGGUUGCGCUGGAGCUGCGUGUGGUCAAGUAUGACAAGGUGGUGGCGAGCACCGAGGUCGCAAGCGCAUCGGCCGAUGCUGCUCGUUGGCGGCGGAAGCCAUCUCCUUCGGACGCGGCACUGUUUGAUCUCGUCUUGGAGCUAUCUGGUCCGGAUGGACGCGAAGCAGCCACUGUGGUUGUCGCCUGUCCGUGGUCGCUGGACUUCUGGGACCGAACGGCUCAGGCUGAGCGGCUCGAGGCGGUCGAUUUGGUGGCACGGGCGAGGUUUGUAGCGCGGCUGUACGCGCCAGCAGUCUGCCGCACCUAUGCCGACGUUGCCGGCAUCGCACCGCAGCCAGCUGCCGUCGAGACCAUCGAGUGCGUCCCGGCUGCCACUGAAGACUCAUUGCACACGGCGGGCCCCGACACCGUCCGAGCCCAGCUCGACAACCUCGGCGUUGAACUCGACGCCGCUGCCAUCGAUGCCCUUCUUGCUACCCUCGCCGACCAACAAGCUCAGUCCAACGACGACACCGGCAUCGAGUCGGAGAAUGGAGGAUCGAUGAGCCCGCCGGUCGCGGUGGAGCACCCGGGCGUCGUCGGCUGGCACACCCGUGCCUGA